Molecule: messenger RNA, 3285 nt
Organism: Paramuricea clavata
Lineage: Eukaryota; Metazoa; Cnidaria; Anthozoa; Malacalcyonacea; Plexauridae
Source: the annotation of a GenBank genome assembly
AUUUAUACAUAACUAUGAUUCAUAAGUAUGUUUGAAUAAAUUUCCAAUCUGUAACCUGAAACGAUUUUAACAGAGCGCGUGACUACAGCUCUUAGAAUUGAGACCGGAAAUAUCAGGCACAUAUAAAGAACACAAAAACAUCACAGCGAACAGGAAAGGACAUCACUAGAAGCAAAACGAUGGGAGGAAGGUACUCCAGAAUGACAGACAACGAACAAGGAAAUGGACGCAAUAUGAAAGACGAAGUCUUGAGGCCUAUAAAGAGGUAUUUCGCGUUGACUGGCCAGUACUGGUCUUUUGAGGGCGACGAGGUAUUUCCCGGUGACUGGCCAGUGUUGGUCUUUCCCGGGAGUAAAGCGAAACGAAUCCUGUACAGAGUACUGCAAGUCGUGAUAGCUUGUUUUGUUGCACUGUACUUUGUGUAUACUUUGGGUAUUUUCGGUUCCAAUAAACUGCCAUAUAUUCUUAGCUACCGUUUCUUUAACUACCCAGUAGCAACAGCCGAUAAUUGUAUGUGGGAAUUCCGUUGGUUGAUAACCUGUUGGCUGGGCAUUUUGCUGACUAGACGCAAUUGGUUGGAAACAUUUGGGAAACAUAUGAAAGAUAUAGAUCUCGGGGAAGAUCGAUGGAAAAAAGUUAAGUUCUUUUCACGGACUUUAGUUUUUUGCCUAAUCGGUAUGUGGCUAGCAAAUGUACUUCAGAACUUAAUCGAAAUAGAUUUCAAAGUAUCUCGACAAAACGCACUACCGAUCGCUUUAGAUGUUAUGUUCAACUUCGUCGAUCGCAUCCUCGCAUUUCCUCUAUUCUUUUUGUGUUGUGUGACGAUGUAUGUAUUGUGUUGCAUGGUCGAAGAAUACCGUGACGAUAUUGAAAAGUGGAGAAAGGACGAAGUAAAGCCUCAGACAAAUGGAGACGAAUGCACAAGCCCAGACAAAGAGACAAGCAAAGACAAAAUCAGAAACGAAGCCACAACUAGUAAAGCCUCAGGUGACGGCCAGUCGACAAGUGGAGACGAAGGCACAAGCCCAGAGGAGAAUUCAAUCGAAGAUGAGAAGACGAGAGGGAACGACGAAAGCAAAAAUUGUGGUGAGAAUUCAGCGAGAGAGCGGUUCCGUAAAAUAAAAGCUGCAAUUCGUAUUGCAGGACUUUCGUUUGAAUCUUAUCUCAUGGUUCAUUUCAUGUUGCUCCUAUGCACGUUUUUCCUUGGGGUUUGCGCUUGUUUUGAACAAAUGGAAGUCAGAAUUGCAAAGGGAAGUGAGAAUUAUACCGUGCAAUUAUUCCAGGUAGGUUGAACGUUUGGCUAGCCCUCUGCUCUCACAAUUCGACAACACUUCAUCAGUUUUUUAUUCUUUUUAGCCCACCCUUGUCAUCAACCCACCCCCCCCUACAUUAAUCAUGUAAACUGUCACCUAUGAUACUUCCCCAUGCUACUUAGAAAAGUGAUUUUGGAGGGGGGGAGGAGGAAUUUUCAACUUGCACGAUUUUUCCCGGCCAUCUCCUUGUAAUGGAUUUUUUUGAGGAAUUUGAAAGGUAUUUUCCUUGGGCUUUGUUUUCCCUCUUUUCACGAAUGUUUUUUUCUUUUGUUUUUAUUUGCGCGAAUCCCCCCCCCCCCUCCCCUGCCCCCCAUAAAUUUUAUAAAGAAUUCAUUUUAUUUGAAUGUCUAUGUGAAACACAAAGUAUUUAUUCCUUUCCAGGUGCCACACUAUGCGAGACUUAUAAACAUUUAUGGAAACCUCUCAUUCGACACUGACUACACGAUCGGUGCACCGUCAACACGUUCCGCAAGUAUGCUGACAGCAAGUAAAACAAUAUCGUUCACCCAAACUCAUGGCAAAGACGCAGGAAAUGGCACGAACAACACCGGGAAAAACCAGAACAGUGACGACAUACAAACCAAAUGGGUGAAACAGAAUGUGAAAAUUGUCGCGAUUUGCUCGCUAGUGAAGACACUGGAAUCAUUGUUACUUUAUUUUCUACCAAUAAGCUUAAUGGUUCGGCUUCAAAAUCGUUUACGACGGGUGUACGAGGUGAUUGAAGAUUGCAAUGUGGAAGAGCAAAAGAAGAAAGAGCUCCUUUUUGAUAACGUGGAAGUUAUCCGGCGUAUGUGUAAGUACGUAAAAACUGCAAAUGGUUUGAAGAUUUUUGGACACACUGUUCCAGCGUUUCAAACUUUUAUUCUGGCAGCGUUUGGUCCAUUUAUUGCUGUGAUCACACAGCGAUUGUUGGCGCAUAUUCACAUGAAAGAAUAGUUAAAACAUGGACGGGAUUUAACUGAAUGCAUGCAUAAUUACUUUUUUAAUAUUUAAUUUAAUUAACAAGCAUAUUAAACCUUUACCAUAUUACAGGAUCCUAGUUGACAACAGUGAAGAUUACUGAUUAGGCUUCCUGUUUAAAUAUUACAUAAUAAUAAUAAUAAUUAGCCAUUUCCCAAUCGAGCAGAGGACUGGGUCUAGUUGAUGUUGGGACGUUGAGGGACGUUACAUUCUCGUACCCAGAGCCCUUCUUACGCGCGUUCGACCGAGCGCGACGAGGGGCUCUGGCCAAAUCCAUAUCCGAAUUGGCAUCUGAUUGGCUAGUUCUAAUACCGGAUAUUGUUUUCUUAGCAUGUUUUUAUGGUAUCCGGUUAUGGAUUUGACCAUUCUCGUACCCAGAGCCCUUCUUAAGCGCGGUGCGACGAGGGGUUCUGGCCAAAUCCAUAACCGAAUACCAUAAAAACAUGGUAAGAAAACAAUGUCCGGUGUUAGAACUAGCCAAUCAGAUGCCAGUUCGGAAUAUGGAUUUAGCCAGAGCCCCUCGUCGCACCGCGCGUAAGAAGGGCUCUGGGUACGAGAAUGGGAUUUGACCAGAGCCCCUCGUCGCGCUCGGUCGAACGCGCGUAGGAAUUAAGGGCUCUGGGUACGAGAAUGGGGACGUACAGAUCAGUGGCGACAACAAGUUAUAGUGAGAGAGCUAAAUAUAUAUUAAAAGAUACCUUAUUAUAAUUGUUGCGUUUCAGGCUGCACAAAUAACUUUAGGAAUGUAGGAAAACUUUCUAGAUGCCAUAUUAGGCGCAUUGUUUAUUUGUUAAUUUGUUGUGAUCAAUGUGAUCUAAACAAGCGACUAGACCCAGUCCUCUGCUCGAUUGGCUAAUUAGUUUCUAUCAUUUGAAUUGCACUUAAUUACUUAGAUGUAUUUAUCCGUGUUUUUACUCAAGUUUAUCAAACGGAAUUAAUCCAAACUUCGCGUGUAUUAGAUUUAGCAAAAUUCAAACAAUUUAAAACUAUAUGCAUGUUCAAUGAUUGUAAU